Molecule: messenger RNA, 1584 nt
Organism: Megalopta genalis
Lineage: Eukaryota; Metazoa; Arthropoda; Insecta; Hymenoptera; Halictidae
Source: RefSeq, a predicted model, not a curated record
AGUCAAGGUAUAUUUAAUUAUAUUCAUAUGGUUUAUAAUAAUCUUGUACAACCAUCUGAUAUGCAAAACCUAAGGACGUUGAAUUAAUUGCACUUUAAUAUAUAACUACUCAAUUAAUCGAUCAAUACGGCACAUGGUGGAUUCGUGAGUUUAAAGUUUCAGUACAAAAUUUAUUUAUUGUCCAUAUACACACACACACACACACAGCUUUGCAAAUUAGUUGGAUUACCGGAACAACUCACAUGUACCAGAAUGUCAACUUUUCUUGGGCUUAUUAAGGAGAUACCUGGAAUCUCAGUGGAUCGUUUUGAUGAAGAAAACUUAACAUCUUCUGUGUUCUUUCUUAGUCAUUGUCAUUAUGAUCAUAUGCAAGGAUUAUCUGAUGUAUUUUUUGAACAUUUAAAUGUACAUAGUAAAUAUCUUUAUUGCAGUCCGAUUACAAAGGCAUUAUUACAAAAUAAAUUUAAUUUUAGAACUUCUUGUGUUAAGACAAUAGAUAUUGAUAAACCUGUUAUUGUAGAAUAUAAACUAGACAAUGAAGAUAAAAUUAUUAUUACUGUAACAUGUGUCUCAGCAGGACAUUGUCUUGGAUCUGUAAUGUUUCUUUUUGAAAGAGAUAAUUUAUUAGUGUUAUAUACUGGUGAUUUUCGCAUUAAUCCUAUGGAUUUUCCAAAGUUGAAAGGUCUACAUUAUCAUAAAAAUUCGAAAUUAGUGCCUAGGACUUUUACUAAAAUUUAUCUUGAUACAACAUUUUUGAGUAACGAUUUUCCUUCUUUCCCCAGUAGAAUAAAAAGUAUGACUAAAAUGAGAGAUGUUGUUCAAAACUGGUUAAGUGAAGACCCAAGGAACGUUGUUAUUCUGGAGUGUUCUGCCAAUUAUGGUUCUGAAUUUCUCUUUGUAGAACUUUCUAAACUUUUAAAUAUGAAAAUUCAUAUAAAAGAUUUUAUAUAUAACAGUUAUUGUCGAAUUGGAGAAUUAUCCAAUCACGUUACAAAUGAUGCAUAUAGUACUCCAAUUCAUGCAUGCAAAAACAAAUUUACUUCGCCAAAUUUAUAUUGUCGACAUGAUGUGAGCAUUGAAAACAUCUUAAUAAUAAUUCCAUCUGUAAUGAAAUGGAGGAAAAAAGAUACAAGCAUAGUUGGAACAUGGGAUGAUGUUAAAGAAAGAACUUUUAAUAUAUGCUAUUCCACUCAUUCUUCUUACAAUGAACUUAGAGCAUUUCUUCAAUAUUUCAAAGCAUUGGAAAUAUAUCCAUGCGUAGUUAAGACAGAAAGCGAAGAAGAAACUUAUCGUUUACUAAAUGAAAUAACAGCAAAGUCAGAUGAAAAGGUAUCAGUGAAAGAAACAUAUGAAUUAGAAUUACCUGAUUAUAAACUAUUAAAUAAACCUUCAUUUAAGUCUAAAUAUUUUAGCAGUGAUGAGGAUAGUUCAUGAUAAUAUUUAAUAUUUAUUUUAGGAAUGAUUGAUUAUUGUAAUUCAUACAAUAUGACAUAAACAUGAAUUAUGUAGAUUAUAUUGUUAUAUAUAUAAUUUUGUAUUUUUUUCAUAUGUUGACACAAAAAUUGUAUUUGUAAUAAAUACGAA